Molecule: messenger RNA, 961 nt
Organism: Daucus carota subsp. sativus
Lineage: Eukaryota; Viridiplantae; Streptophyta; Magnoliopsida; Apiales; Apiaceae
Product: CASP-like protein 2B2
Exons: 3
Coding region: 105-713 (202 amino acids)
Source: RefSeq, a predicted model, not a curated record
GUAUUGCAUUUCACUCUUUUAACACUCUUGUCUCUCUUGUUUUCUCCCAUCUUAUAUAAUUUGUAUAUUGUAUAUAACAAGAAGGGGAAAAAGAGGAAGAGAUCAUGAGUUAUUUGGGAGUCGGAGUGAGUCCUGGAAAUGUUGCAGUACAUCAUGGAAGUAAUUUGAAGGUGUUUGAUAGGAGAGUUAGGCUUGGAGAGUUGGUUUUGAGAUGUGUCAUUUGUAUUUUGGCUCUUGUUGCUGCUGUUCUUGUGGGUACUGAUACUCAAGUUAAAAAGAUCUUCUCCAUUGAGAAGAAAGCUCAAUUUACUGACAUGAAAGCUCUUGUAUUCUUGGUGGUAGCCAAUGGGUUAGCUGCAGCCUACUCAGUGGUGCAUGUGUUAAGGUGUAUAGUGAGCAUGGCCAGAGGAAGUGUCCUCUUCAACAAACCCUUGGCUUGGGCUAUUUUCUCUGGUGAUCAGAUGAUGACAUACCUGUGCUUAGCUGCAACUGCAUCGGCCACACAAGGAUCAUUGUUUGCGAAGCUAGGGGAGCCGGCAUUGCAGUGGAUGAAGAUCUGCAAUAUGUAUGGCAAAUUCUGUAACCAGAUCGGGGAAGGAAUUGCGAGCUCUGUGCUUGUAAGCCUUAGCAUGGUGGUGCUCUCCGCAAUUUCAGCUUUUAGUUUGUUUCGAUUGUAUGGAGAAAACAAGGUCAAGAACAAUGCAAGAUGGUAGAAUAUUGUGGCUCUUGAGCAGGAGACUGUUGGGAGAAAUCUAGUUACCCCUUGGCUUUAGAGUAGUAUGGCUAGAUGUGCAACUUUGGUCAUUCCUCAUCCAUAUGGGGGGCUUUGGAACUAAUCAUGAAAUAAGACUUUAUGUUUGGGUCUAUGGCGGUUGUGUUGAUGUUAAUAUGUUUUAUUUGCAUGUUUGGCAAGCAACUAAGCUUCUUUUAAAAUAAAAUGGGAAAUUUUACUUCUUGCUGA